Messenger RNA from Mercenaria mercenaria, 2444 nucleotides. RefSeq lists its product as uncharacterized. NCBI's taxonomy places the organism in Eukaryota, Metazoa, Mollusca, Bivalvia, Venerida, Veneridae. The record is from RefSeq and is a predicted model, not a curated record. The coding region runs from base 57 to 1427 and encodes 456 amino acids. The transcript has 7 exons.
UAAAGUGUCAUUUUUGGUCAGGAUGUCUAAAGGAUGACACUGUUCAUAGUUCCGGUAUGAUCCUGUCACAGACAAGCAAAAUUGGUAGUCCUGGACAGUGCUUCAGUGCAUGUGGAUUUGGAUCAUUCAUCGGAAUUUCUGAAAAUGAGUGCAUAUGCUUAAAAGAAGGCCAUACUUUGAACAGUCUGCGAUCAAACUAUACGGAGUGCACCGCAGACUGUGAUCAUCAGCCAGGAGUAGCAUGUGGAGGACUAACAGAAAAUGGAACUCGUUUUAUAUCGGUUUAUAAUUUGAAUCCUAACGUGACAAUACAUGCCAAUAACAGUGAAACAGAAAUGUCCUGUCUACAACUUGAACCGAUCAAACAGCAAUUUUCAUGGAAAAACUGUUCAACAGAUCUUGUCGUUGUGUGUGGUUUUGGCGAUGAAUAUGUAAAAACGUCUUCAGACGGGGAGAACAGAACCUGGAUUAGGAAUGCAAACAAAUGUUUUUCUCAUGGAGGCUUUCCGAUUCGUUUCCGAAACUACAGUGAUGCUGAAUUUAAUUCUACAUCCCAGACUCAAAUGUGGACCAAUGUAAUCAGAAGUUCUGUUAUCAGUUCUGAAAAGCAAAGCAUUAAACUAAAAGCGUUAGGUGAUGUCAGAAUGCGUUAUGGAUUUGUACGGAAGCAAAAUGAGUACUUAUUACUUGACUUUGCAAAAAACAAUUUUGAGCGUAAAAGAGUUGUAUGUGACAGUGACGAAGAUCAAGACAAAUCCCAAGAAAAUCAAAGUAGAUCUUCAUUUUCAGAUAUCAUUGUGCCUGUAGGUGUUUCUUCUGCUGUGGUUUUGGUGACUGCUGCAGUUGUGAUUUUCUUUGUUGUUCACAGGCAGAGGGGGACAGCUAUAGCACUAUGCAGACGUAAGAACGUGACGAAGAGCUCGGAUCAUUAUCAUUCUUAUAGUCAAACAUUUGAACCUUCUGGACGACUUGAAACCGACAAUCAUGCAUACGAAAGCAUUGAUGAAAUAGUUCGUCAUAAAGAGUCCGAACAGAAUGCUGCAAACCAAACAAGCAAUAGCAAUUACAUACACAAUUAUUUUGUGCUGGAGAAACGCGAAAAGGAAUCUAAAGUUUCAGCAUAUGACACAAUUAGGUCUGAUCAAGAAAUCUCUGCAGCAAAAGGUACCAAUGUCUAUAACAGGUUAAACUCUGACAAAACAUAUGACCAUGUGUUUACAGCGAAACGUAAUGUGAUGAAUACCUGCGAUAACCCAUAUAACACAACAGAGAAAGCUGCUGUACGGCAUUCAUGUAAGAGUAUCAGUGAUAAACAAGCAGAUGGCAAUGGCAUGAAGGAUGAAGAUACGCUCAAUUGUACAGAGAGCGAGUCGAAAAAUACUUUGGCAGUACCAGUUGUUAUUCAAGGAGAUUUACUACCUGAAUAGCGAUCUUGGUCUGUACUGCCUGCAAAAGCAGAAGCAUUUGCCGCCAGCAGGCUAAAAGUUUUUUGAAGCAUGUAUUUAACGAAAUGAUAAGUUUGAAUAUGAAAGAAUGUAUAUUUCUGCAUCUUGAAAUGUGUUAUCGCUCUUAAAUAGAACCUUGAACCGAAAUUAAAUGGCAUGCCAUAUACUUACGAACAACAGAUACUCAAAAUUAUCCAGAUGAAGCCGCAAAAAAUGUAGAUGUUGCAAAGUAGUUGAUUGAUAGGCUAUGAGUUAUGUGUAAAUCUAGUUCAGAAAUACAACCGAUAGUUCACCAGUAUAUACAACAAUGGAAAUCCUUCACUGCACUCGUUUCCUUCUUGUCUUUAAGCAUUAUUAUUGUAGAGAAUGUACGUAAACACAAAUUAUUGACGGAUGAUAAAUUUAUGACAAAAUCUUAGUUUAACAUUCAGGAGAAUAGAAUACUUCCAAAUGUCGAAACAAUUACGACACUUUCAUCACGUCCCAACAUAGCGGUAACAAAACCUUCGCCAACAGCAGACUCUUCUUCAAAAAGAUUAAUUAUGUUGACCAAUAAGGUUGCUGCAGAACGGGUUUAUAGAAGAGUAUUCCUCCAAGAAUCUGUAUGUCAAAUUUUCAAAGUGUUCAAAAGAAAAUAUUGUUUAAACCAAAAUGAACAGUAUCUUAAGCGUAAGCUAAAUAAUAAUUAACUAAAUUCCUACCAUGAUAUCAGUACCACAAACAGAGUUAACAGAUCCUGUGUCUAAUUUACAGACUCUGCAUGUGUUUUAUAUAUAACGGCAUACUUCCAAAAAUACUCAAACAAAACAUGUCUAUACUUAUAAGUGAAAUAACAUUACAUUUGAAAAAAGUCAUAAAUCUAAAGGCUUUACAUCACAUUUCUUCAAAAAAAUAAUGAUUGUAAUUCUCCUAAGUUAUUAGAUCAAACAAUUAUUAUAGUUAAAGUGCCUUUCUAAAAUUAACACGUCUUGGGGAAUAAAAGAGAGCCAGUUUUACGUA